ACUGUUGACGUUUGCUUCUGCUCCUUGCCUCCGCUGAAGCACAUAAUCGCGUUUUGCCGACACAGUAUCUCGCUUGUGCAGCGAAAAAAGCCAUCCCCGUGCUCGGUAAUUUUACAGGUGCGCUGUGAUAAAACACGCUCAAUUUCCAACACCUGCCCUCCUCCGAUCGAUCAACGGGCACGCGAUUGGCGUGCUUGGCGUGGUACGAAGCAGCUAAUACGCCAACUCCAACCCCAAAACAACGCCGGAACGAAGGUCCGUCACCGUGCGAGAGCGGAUAGAACGCACACAUUUGGUCAUGUUCCUGCCGAGGUGCUGAGACGGCAAACGGUAUUUACGUGCAUCACUAGCGUGCAACCACUAUCUCUUUCUGCUGGCCAUUCUAUCUAAGGUUGCGUGUGUGUGUGUGUGCCGGAGCGUCCCUUAGGUUAGGCAAACGUUAAGGAAUCGCGUUACGUCGGGUUAAUCUGCGAGGCAAACCCAUCCAGGUCCAGGCGGUCCAGCUGUAAACAAUGGCCUCUCCGCUGGAGUACUUCGUCAGUUUCGUCCGUUCACAGAGCAGUGCAGGCAACUUCCGCGAGCUGGUCGUGUACUUGAUCGACUCCGUCGAGCUGGUGACAAAGAAUGGCAACAUUCUCGACAAUGUGAUGGAAACGUUAGACAUUCAGCAGCACUCGUUGGGCUAUCUGUUUGUGCUGUCGGCGAAGUUUAACGAUUCAAGUAAUGUUGACGACACAGAAAACGUGUUACGCAGUGUGCGCGAAUUCAUCACCUCCUGCGAUGCCGAACAAGUGCGAUACGCACCGCAAGUUUACUACGAGCUCUGCCACCAUCUGACGACGGCGCUGGUGAAAAACAAACAACACAUCAUCCAGGGCAUCCACGUGCUGGUGCUGGCGCUGGAGAAGAUACGCCUGUUCAACGCCCAGCUAACGCCGAUCCAUGCCGACCUCUGUCAGCUGUGCCUGUGCGCGAAGGUGUUCAAUCCGGCGAUACGCCUGCUGGACUGCGACAUUGCCGCGAUCGCAACCACCGACGACAACUACGCGGACACGAAGUACUUCCUGCUCUACUACUACUACGGCGGCAUGAUCUACAGCGCGGUCAAGAACUACGAGCGGGCGCUGUACUUCUUCGAGGUGGCCGUCUCGACGCCCGCCCUCGCGAUGUCGCACAUCAUGCUGGAAUCGUACAAGAAGUACAUCCUGGUGUCGCUCAUCCUGCACGGCAAGGUGCUGCCGAUACCGAAGUACUCGUCGCAGGUCAUUACCCGGUUUAUGAAGCCGCUCAGCCACGCGUACCACGAUCUGUCCAGCGCGUACAACACGUCGUCGGCGGACGAGGUGCGAAACGUGGUGAACAAGUACCGCGACACGUUCCAGCGCGACACAAACAUGGGGCUGGUGAAGCAGGUCGUCGCCUCGCUGUACAAGAAGAACAUCCAGCGGUUGACGAAAACGUUUCUGACGCUGUCGCUGGCGGACGUGGCCAGCCGGGUGCAGCUCAGCGGACCGGCCGAGGCGGAGAAAUACAUUCUCAAUAUGAUCAAAUCCGGUGAGAUAUUUGCCACGAUCAAUCAAAAGGAUGGCAUGGUCGUGUUCAAGGACGAUCCACAGGAGUACAACGACCAGGAGGUGUUCGAAAUGGUGCAGCAUCAAAUAUCCCUUGUGAUGGGGCUGAACAAGCAGAUUCUUAAGAUGGACGAGGAGAUAAUGCUCAACCCGGUGUUUGUUAAAAAAUCGUUUGGCAACCAGGAGGACGACGGAAUCGGUUGCAAUUCGAAGGCUUACAGCAGUGAUCCAACGGAAUAGAUUGUUGAAUUAUGUAAAAACAAAACACACAAACACAGAGACACACUCAUAGACACACACGGAAAAAAAGCGCGAUACAGUUAGUGGCACACAACGAUAGGCAGGGUAAGAAGAAGAGCAUGAACGCCAGACAAGAGACGCAGGAAACAGGAACAGGCACGAAUCCCAACGAAUCGAACUGAUAAACUUAACAAAAGCGCGGCCGAAAGCGAAGCUGAAGUUGAAGUGGCAAAGGGCAAAGGCCAAAAGGAAAAUUUAAAAAAACAAAAAAAAAUAGAAAGCUAUGUUACACCGCGAAACGCUUUCCAGGGUGUUGUGUUGCAGCAGGAUUCAUCUUUUUUCUUUCUUUCUUAAGUUAACUCGUCGAAAAUUCUUAGUUCGAUUCUCAACUCCUUCUUCUCCCUUCCCCAAGGUGUGUUGUGAGGCGAGAAAAAUACACCGAAAAUUGCCUGGAUAAUCCCGCACACGUGAGCUUGCUCCCACCACCCGUACAGCUUAUGUGUGUAGUGCUUUCCUUCCGGUUUGCUUGGGAGUUCACUGUGAGUGUGAAGAAGUUUUCGGCAAAUGUUCGGCAAAGAGGAGAGGUGUUUGAAAGGUGGUGUGUGUAAAUGCUCUCGACUGUAAUAAAAUGAAAAAAAAACUGGAAGUGAAAA
Messenger RNA from Anopheles coluzzii, 2464 nucleotides. It is a transcript of the gene CSN3, whose product is annotated as COP9 signalosome complex subunit 3. Lineage: Eukaryota; Metazoa; Arthropoda; Insecta; Diptera; Culicidae. The transcript has 7 exons. Bases 513 to 1811 code for a protein of 432 amino acids. Gene Ontology annotation, biological process: ubiquitin-dependent protein catabolic process. Gene Ontology annotation, cellular component: COP9 signalosome. The record is from RefSeq and is a predicted model, not a curated record.